AUGAGAAAGUUAAUCGACGCUAAUCCCGAAAGCGUUUGCUUAAUUCAGGUUGGUAGUUUUUACGAAUUGUAUUUCGAACAAGCUUUGACCUUUGGUCCCAAACUUAAUCUAAAAGUCGCCACUAGAAAGACAUCAUCUUACGCGGUUCCUAUGGCGGGAUUUCCAACUUUCAAUCUACAAAGAUUCGUUAAAACCUUAGUUCAGGAUUUAGAAGUCAACGUGGCCAUUAUCGAUCAAUAUCCCAAUAUCAAUAACGAAUCAAGCUCAAAUAUUAUUCAUCGGAAAAUCUCCCGUAUCAUUUCGCCCGGAACUUUGGUUGAUGAAAGCUUCUUGAACUACAACCAAAACAACUAUUUGGCUGCAAUAUAUUUACCGGCAAACUGUACUAAAGUUCCAGCUGAUCCUGAUUUACCGGUUGGAAUCUCCUGGAUCGAUAUUUCUGUUGGUGAAUUUUACGUUCAACAAACUACUUUAUCUGAAGUGAUGACUGAUAUAUCUCGUAUUAACCCCAGCGAAAUUGUCUUGUCAAAAGAUUUCCAACAAGAUGGUUUGAUAAUGGGUAAAUGGUGUCCUGAUUUACAAGAAUUGAAAAAAUACAUCUUGAGGUACCAUAAAACAGCCUAUAAAGACUAUAAACUUCGAUUUAAAUCUUCCAUUCAAGCUACCAGAAAAUACUUGGAAAAUCUUUCGCAAAGAGAAGAAGCCGCAAUGAACAUGAUCUUAUCUUAUAUAAACGUUAACUUACCAGAAAGUACUCCGUCAAUAGACGUUCCUGUUCAAUAUUGGAAUGAGAAGUGCUUACAAAUGGAUCCAAGAACUCGUGAAGCUUUAGAGCUUACUGAAAGACAGACUAGUGGCUCUAGUUCAGUGGUUGGCUCGCUUCUUACCACUAUUAAACGUACAGUAACUCCUUCGGGAACGCGUUUACUUACCCAAUGGAUAAAGUCACCUAUUCUAGACGUCGAGGAACUACGUAGAAGACAAGCCUUCGUGACUUUAUUUAAGGAUAAUACUUACAUUCGUUUGCAUUUGAGAAAUCAACUCUCAAAAAUAGGAGAUUUUAUACGAUCAAUUCAACAUUUGUCCUUUGGAACUGGUCAUUCAGUUAAUCAACUACAUAGCAUUGCCGAAAGUUUGGUCAAACUAAAGGAAAUUGAAGAUUUCUUGCAAUAUGAAAUGCAGAAUUUAAAUUCGAAAGAGUUGAAUUGCUUCUUGAAAGAUUUCAAAAUCCCAAUAGAAAUUGCCCACGAAAUUCAAAAUACUCUUCAUAUAGAAUACGAAGAACUCGAUCCAGUUGCUGAUUUGAAUGAAAAUGAACCAGAUCUAGGAACAUUAGAAAAAAGUCAAGACUUCCCAGAUAGUGGCUCAUAUAGUAAUAAUGGUAUUGAAAGAUAUAAAAUAGCCCCUAAAACUCCUGAAUCAAAUGAACCAAGUUUCCUUUUUGCAAUAAAGCGAGACCAUACAGAUGAACUCAGUAAACUUCACGAUGAAUUUGACUCGCUCAAAUUGCAAGAGAAAAUACUCAUUGAAGGUUUACAAGAUCAAAUAUACAACGAAAUUGACCCCAAGGUCAAUAUUGUUAAAAAAUCUCAACACGGAAAGUUUGCUAAUGUCAUCCAUAUUUCAGGUAAGAAGUCCCUGAUUGACUUAAUAAACACCAUGCUCGAAGAUGAUAUCAGGGAGAAACGAAAGGCUUCAGUAAUAUAUUCUCCAAGAAAUUGGACCGACUUACAGUGGUCGCUCGUAAGUAAAACCGAACAAAUCAACAGAAUUGAAACAGAAAUAAUUAUCGAUCUCCGUAAUAAAGUAUUAGACAAAGUCACUGAUAUUCGAAAGGCUAGCAAAAUGGUUGACUUUUUAGAUAUCACUUCUUCUUUCGCAGUAUUGGCUCACGAAUAUAAUCUUGUCUGUCCCCGUCUAGUGAAAACACCUCAAAUAAAGAUCUCUGAUGGUAGACAUAUAGUUGUUGAAGCUGGUUUGAAAUCUGCUGGUCAAAUGUUCACACCAAAUGACAUCAACAUCGGAAAUGAUGGAAAAUUAUGGGUAAUCUCAGGGCCUAACAUGGGUGGUAAAAGUACUUAUUUAAGACAAAACGCUUUGAUUGUAAUACUAGCUCAAAUUGGAUCUUUUGUUCCUGCUCAAAAAGCAAGUCUCGGGAUUGUCGACAAGAUAUUUACCAGGAUAGGUGCUUCUGAUGACCUUUUCAGUGAUUUAAGUACCUUCAUGGUGGAAAUGGUUGAAACCAGUAAUAUCUUGAAAAAUGCAACAUCUCGGUCAUUGGCAAUUGUCGACGAGGUGGGUCGUGGUACCAGUGGUAAAGAAGGGUUGUCGAUUGCAUACGCAACACUUGUUCACUUACUAACUGUGAAUAAAUGUCGUUCAUUAUUUGCAACUCAUUUUGGAAAAGAACUCGAGAACCUUCUAUCAAUUGAUACAAUGAAUCAAGAUAAAAUAAGAUAUUACCGUACUAGGGUCAUAAAAACCCCCAAAAAAGAUGACUCUAUGGACUUCAUCAUCGAUCACAAACUAGAACCGGGUAUCAGUGAAAGAUCUUAUGCUUUUGAAGUAGCAAAGCUUGCUGGUUUUCCCUCACAUGCCCUAAAAGAUGCUAGCCGAGCACUAUGUUUAUUGAAUGAGUAG
Hyphopichia burtonii NRRL Y-1933 is the source of this 2640-nucleotide messenger RNA. Its product is annotated as mismatch repair ATPase. Gene Ontology annotation, cellular component: nucleus. NCBI's taxonomy places the organism in Eukaryota, Fungi, Ascomycota, Pichiomycetes, Serinales, Debaryomycetaceae. Gene Ontology annotation, molecular function: mismatched DNA binding; ATP-dependent DNA damage sensor activity; ATP binding. The record is from RefSeq and is a predicted model, not a curated record. The transcript has a single exon. Gene Ontology annotation, biological process: mismatch repair. Bases 1 to 2640 code for a protein of 879 amino acids.